Messenger RNA from Plasmodium adleri (nom. inval.), 5052 nucleotides. Its product is annotated as conserved Plasmodium protein, unknown function. The transcript is spliced from 6 exons. Bases 1 to 5052 code for a protein of 1683 amino acids. NCBI's taxonomy places the organism in Eukaryota, Apicomplexa, Aconoidasida, Haemosporida, Plasmodiidae. The record is from RefSeq and is a predicted model, not a curated record.
AUGAAUAAUCAUAAUAAUAAUCAUAAUAAUAAUCAUAAUAAUAAUAAUCAUCUUCAUAAUAAUAGUAAUAGUAAUAAUUUCUUUUCAGGUAAAGGAAAUUCUUUAUCACCUUAUCAAAAUCAAAUUUUAAAUAUCAAAAGUAAUAAUAACAAUGCUCAUAAUUUUAUGAAUAAAAAUGUUCCGACUUAUUCUCCUUCUAAUAUUAUGAUUCCAAAUAAGGAUAGCGGCAAUUUUAAGAAUACACCAGCAAAUAUAAUCAAUAGAUAUAAUGUAGAAAAUAAUAAUCAUCGUAAUUCUUAUAAUCCUAGUAACAAUAAUACUAGGAAUAAUGUUAAUUAUUUAAAUAAAAACAUAUUAUAUGGUAACAAUAAUAAUAAUAAUAAUAAUAUAAAUAUAACUAACAUUAAUAAUAAUAAGCCAUCCGUUUCAUCUAAUCAUCAUCCAUAUCAACAACAACAAAAAAAUAAUAAUCAUCAUCAUAAUAUUAAUUAUAAUGAAUAUAUGGAUGAAAAAAAUAUGAAUAAUUCUCAAAGUAUAUUUAAAAAUGUUACGAUACAAAGAAAUUCUCAACAGUUUAAGCCAUCUGAUAUUGCUAAUAAUAUAAAUAUUAUGAAAGUACCUAAUAUGAAUGAGCAUAACAAUAUAUAUAAACGUAAUAGUUUAAAUAUUAUAAAUAAUCCACAUAUAAAUAAUAAUAUUAAUAAUAAGGCACAUAUUGUAUCAAAUAAUAUGAAUGUGCAAACAAACAGAAAUAGUAAUAUACCUUUGCAAAAAAAUAUAAAUGCAAAUAUAGGAACAUUAAAAAAUUCAAAUCAUAAUUUAAAUAAUAUAGGAAUGAAAUACAACACUUUAAAUAAUAAUAUGAAUAAUAUAAAUAAAAAUGUAAAUAUAGCUAAUGUUGGAAUGUUAAAUAUUCAAAGGAAAAAUAAUCCUAUGAAUCAUAAUAUAAAUCAAAAUAAUUAUAUACAAUCAAAUUUAUAUCGAGAUAAUACUUUAGGUCAAGUAAAUCCAAAUAAUAAUUAUAAUAUUGACAAGAAUAAUUUGCAUAAUCAUACAUUUAUAAAUGAUAAAAAAUAUUCAACUGUAAAUAAUAAUAUACCUAAUGUGGAUAAUAAUAUGGUUUCUGGUGUUAUGCCUUCUAUUAAUACUCCAGAUGAUCUAAAAAUGAAAAAAAAAAAAGAAAGAAAAAAAAAUGAAAAUAUAUAUACUAAUAUAAAUAAGAAUAGUAUUAAUAUAGAACAGAAUAAUAAUAGUAAUAAUAAUAUUAUUGUAGAUGUUCCAAAAAAAAAUAGUGACUUCUUUUUACAAAAUAAUAACCAAUAUGGUAAUAUAACAAAUAAACAAAAUAAUAAUUUAGGUCAUUCAAUGAAUAAUUAUUCAAUUAAUAAUUCAACAACAUCAGAUGUUAUAGGCAUUGUAGAAUUAUAUAAAAAUUCUUUAAGUAGCAAAGCAGUAAAUAAGAAAAAGUCUAAAAUAAUAAAGGACGUUAUGGAAGAUAAUAAAAAAAGAAAUAAAAAGGAAAAAAAAAAAAGCUUACAAAAUAAUGAUUCGAUAUUAAAUAAUAUAAAUAAAAAUGAAAAUGUAGAAUUUUCCAGUGUACCACAAAUAUUUGAUAAUAAAAAUAAUCAAGCAAAUAAUAAUAUAUAUAAUAAUAAUGAUAAUAUUUUAAUUCAUAACAAAAAUGAUGACAGUGUCAAUGGAAAUAUUAAAGAAACAAAUAAUAUGAAUGAUACAAAAUCUGAAGAUAUAGAAAAAAAAAAUAAAGAAAUAAAUAAUUAUUAUUAUGCUAAUAAUUAUCAAUGUAUAAAAGAUGAGAAAAAUAAUAAACAAUAUCUUUUAUGGAAUAAUAAAAAGAUAGACGUAACAUUUGUAUGGUUAUUUAUAACUAAUGAGUUCAAUGAAAAUAGAAAAAAAUAUACAGCCUUUUUGCCUUAUCUAAAACAUUUCUAUCCAAACAGAUUAAAGGAUUUAAUUGAACAGUUAGAAAAAUAUUCACUCUUGACAUUUAAUUAUAUUAUAAAUAGCUCUUACAACAUGCAAGAGGAAUAUAACAAGAAUAAAGAACAGAACAAUAAUAAUAAGAAUAUUAAUAAUAAUAAUAAUAAUAAGGAUGAUAAUAAUAAUGAUAAUAUUAAUAAUAACAAUAUGGAUAUCACUUCAACAAAUAAAAGUGAUAAUAUAAAUAAUAAUCGUAACAACUCAAACGAUGAAAAUGUUUCACUUAAUGAAACCUUAUCGUCAGAUAAAUCUACAUUAAAUACGAACAAACAAGUAGAUAAUACUAAUAAUAAUAAUAUAAAUAGCGGAUUUAAUAAUAUUAUAAAAAACAUGAGUAUUGAUGAUAAUACUAUAAGAAACAUUAUGAACAAUAUGGAAAAUUUGACAAAGGGUAAAAAGAAAGGAAGAAAAAAAAAACAAACAAUAGAAAACAAUGAUGAUAUUAAUAAAGAAGAUAAAAAAGGUAGCAAAAAAAAUAAGAAAAAGGAUACUAUAAAUGAUAGUAAUGAUAACAAUAAUGAGAAUAAAAAUGAUCAGGGUGAUUCAAAAAAUGAAGAAGAAAAAAAAAAAAAAACCAGAAAAUAUAGAAAGAAAAGUAAAAUAACAAACGAUGAUAAUAAUGAAAAGAUAAAUGAAGAUAAUAUAAAUUCCAACAAUCAAAAAAAUGAUUUAGUUAAGAAAGAAAAUGUAUGUAGUGAAGAGAAAAAUGUAAAAGAAGAUAAUAUUUCUAAUGAUACACCUUAUAAAGAAAAUAGAAGAAAUACUUUAAAUUUAUUUAACUUAGAUGAAGGUACAAUAAACAUGGAUCUGUUCAAUUUAUCCUUGUUAGAAAAUGAUGAUAGUUUAAAUAAAAAAGAAAACAAUAUUUUAUCAAAAGAUAAUAUGUCUUCCUCCUUUUAUACAUCCCAAAAAGAAAAUAAUAAUAAAAAUGACAUAGACAAAGAUCAAAGUGACAAGAAUAAGAAUAUUGAAAAUUCUGAGAAUUUAAGUAUGCAAAAAGAUAAAUCAAACGACCUAUAUGUUAAUAAGAAUGAUAAAAUUAUAAAUGAAACAAGCUCAAUACCAUUUAUGAAGAACAUUAAGGAAACCUUUUAUGAAAAAACCAAAGCAAUGUUUUCAAAUUUAUUAUCAGAUACAAAAAAAGGUAAAGAAGAGGAAUUAAAUAAUCAGAUGGAUAAAAAUGAUGUUAAUAUAUCAAGUGUUAUAUUAUAUAAGGAAGAAGGUAAUAAAGAGUCCGAGAAUGAAAAACAUUUUGAUGAUAACACAAAUGAAGAAAAAAAAAAUGUGGACAGUGUGGAAAAUAAAGAAGUGACUAAAGAACGAGGAAGAAAAAAGAGAAAAAAGGAAGUUUUAGAGAGGAAAAAGAAAAAUCUAAAUAAAGAUAUAAUAAAGAGUGAAAAACGAGUUCGAAAAUAUAGGACUAAAAAGAUGUUAUUGAAGGAGGCCAUGGAAAAUUCUAUAUCCAACAAUAUAGUUGAAUAUAAUACUACAUCUAAUAAUAAUAAUAAUAAUAAUAAUAAUGAUGAUGAUAAUAUUAUGAAUCAUGAUAUGUUUUCUAAUUCGUAUGAUAAUUCAAAUAUGAAGAAGAAUAAAUAUAAUAAGAAAUUGUGUUUCCCACAAAAUAAUUUAAUAAGUAAUUUUAGGAGCGAACCAAUAAUGAUACAACAAGAUAAAAAGAAAAUAAUAAAAAUAAAUAGCAUAAAUAAAAUUAAAAGAAAAUAUAAGAAAUUUGGCUUCUGUAUUAAUAAAAUUUUUAAAAAAAAACGUAUACAUGAUAUUAUUGCAUUGAAUGAAAACAUACAUAAAAAUAAAGAUUUAUUAACUCUAUUUAAAAAAAAAGAUCUUACUAAUUUAAAGAAUAAAAAUUUCUCUUUUUUUAUGGAUACAUUAAAACUUGAAAAAAUUGAUAUCCUAAUAAUAAAGAGAAUACAUAUGUGUUUAGAAAAAAUCAAAAAUACUCUCCUACUUACAUGUACAUUAAAUAAUGUUCAAGAAAUUGUCAAGAUUUUAAAAAAGGCAUUUGAAAAGAGAUUAUAUUUAAUGUGGCCUCUAAUUGAAUUUUCAAAUAAAUAUAGACUAGAUCAAUAUUUUCAUUUGCUUGGAAAAAAUAAAAAUCAUAUAAAUUCUUCUUUUAAGGAUACAAGGCUAUUCGUUCAUCAGAAUAUAAGCUCAUUAAUCCUAUAUUUUAAUCAACGAUCUAUGGACGACAAAUGGGUUGAAUAUUUGAAAAGCCAAAUGAAACCAAAACGUAGGAGGAGGAAAACAAAAAUGAAGGAACAAUUUUUGGAAGACAAACCAUUAGAUUACUUGAAUAGUAUGAAUAGUCAGCAUUCGAACAAUAUUUUAGGGGAAAAUUAUAGCGAAAUUGAUACUGUGGAAUCUAAGGCCAACGAAUAUGCAUUUGUUGGUUAUAAUCAAAAGAGGCUCUUAACGCAAAUAACACCAUAUGACUAUCGACUUGUUUUAAAUUCAAAUUUUUGUAAUAAAUUUUUUACACCUAAUUGGAGAGAACAACAAAGCAUGUUUAUUGAUAAUCUUCAUUUUGAUAUGGUACCAGACACAGAAGAAAUAAAAAAACAUUUUGAAAAUGUUUACAUUAGAUAUAUGGAAUAUGACGAGGAAAAAUUAAGAUCAAAAUUAGAGAAUAAAACGAAAGAACACAAAAUAAAAGAUAAAAAAUAUAAAAUGUUACUUAAAAAAAAAGAAGGAAAAGGUAAACCAGGAAGGAAAAAAAAAAUAAAAUUGGAAAAUGAAAUUAUGUCUAACGAAAUAAAAAUUAAAAAACCCAGAAAAAAAUAUGAAAGAUUAAAACCAAGAAAAAGUAAAAAUGCUACUAUAAAUUUAGAAAACAGUGGAAAUGGUGAGAAGCAAAUAAAUAAUCAAUUAAGCCUUACAAAUAAUGAAAAUAAACAUAAAUCUAAAAAAGGAAGAAAACCAAAAGAAAGUAAAUUAAAUAAUAUAAAUAUGAUUGAAGAUAUAAAUCUCGCUAAAGCCAGUCCCGAUACAUUACAUAAAACAUCCUUAGAAUUUAUGAAUCCUAAUAUAUUUACAUAA